GUGAAAUACAAUUAAUAAGAGAACCUCCAACAUGGUCGCCCUACCACAUGUUUAUCACAUGGGCCAACUCAACGAGUGAGAAAGGUGUAGACAAGUACAUUGUUUCACUACCACCUGGUUCUAAUGGUACUAUUGGUAAUGUUGAACGAUCUGGGGAUGGAUACGGUGUGAAUUUGACAAAUCUGCAACCUGGGAAAUCUCACUGUAUAGAUGUCAGUGCGGAGCUCAAUACUCUCGUCAGUGCCCCGAGUCACAAAUGCUUACUCACGGAUGAAAUAACGCCUCCUUUGGCCACUAGAAAAGUCAGUGCAAUCGUAGGCGGAACGAUAGGUGGCGUGCUGUUUUUCCUGAUACUGGUCAGUAUCACAGUUGUACUGCUUAAAAGAAAUAAAAGGAACUUAGCAAAACGUGAAACUACUUCAGACAUGGAUACUGGAUAUUUGGAACCAGUCCCAACAGAGGAAAUCGAACGGAACACAGUGUACAGUGACAUUCAACUGCAGCCACCGCAGCCGCAUGUGUAUGACAGCAAUCUUGAUGCGCCUCUACAUAUAGACAAUGACUACGUUAAUAUUGGUCCAAAAGCAAAUGAGCAAAUGCCACAAACCAACGGACAACCGAUGCAUUUAGACCAGACAGAUAACAUUCAAUAUGAUUACUCAAAUGACUACCAUGUUUAUGAGAAACUUAAAAGACAUUGAACAUAAUAUUAACGAUUAAAAGAACCCUGUCUGCGUGAAACAGUUGUCAUGAUAAUGCGAACUUAUAUGCAAUACCACAAAA
Owenia fusiformis is the source of this 783-nucleotide messenger RNA. The record is from the annotation of a GenBank genome assembly. NCBI's taxonomy places the organism in Eukaryota, Metazoa, Annelida, Polychaeta, Sabellida, Oweniidae.